This is a messenger RNA of Dentiscutata heterogama, 295 nucleotides long. Lineage: Eukaryota; Fungi; Glomeromycota; Glomeromycetes; Diversisporales; Gigasporaceae. The record is from the annotation of a GenBank genome assembly.
UGAAAUGAUGAUUAAGUUAACAACAAUUCAAGGCUCAAAAAAUUCUGCUCGUUUAUUUUUUAUUAAUGAAGAAAACAAUGAAAAAGAAUCUCCAAUUCCUUCUGAGAUUAAGGUUGUUGAUAAUACUAUUUUUUCAACACCUUUUACCGUUCCUCCUUUCCUCGGAACAAAUUCAUUUUUAAUUGAUCAUUUACGUAGAUAUCAAGUUUAUUAUAAUAAUCAAUGUAUUUAUCAUAUCUAUUCUGAAAAAAAAUUUGUUAUUCAUAAUGAUCAUAAUCCUUUGCAAUAUUUUUAA